Molecule: messenger RNA, 1489 nt
Organism: Desarmillaria tabescens
Lineage: Eukaryota; Fungi; Basidiomycota; Agaricomycetes; Agaricales; Physalacriaceae
Exons: 1
Coding region: 76-1275 (399 amino acids)
Biological process (GO): proteolysis
Molecular function (GO): cysteine-type endopeptidase activity
Source: RefSeq, a predicted model, not a curated record
CUUCAUGCUACCGCUGUGGGCCGGCAAUCAAGAAUACGCAGGACAGCCUUGACCUAUAAUGCUUCCCUCGAGGACAUGUUACACACUGCAGAUGAACGAUGGAAAGAUUUCCCUGGCUAUCGAUCAGUAUCAUCGAAGGAUUGGGAGCCAGAUAUGGAUUCUCAUGUAAUUCUGGCCGCGUGUCAGAGUGAUGAGGUUGUGAUGGAGGUGAAGGGAAGGGAGGGAUUCGGUGGGGCAUUUACUAAGGAACUUGUUCGUGUUUUGGGGUCGACUGAUUGCAAGGAGGAAACGACGUAUGAUGAUCUCAUCCGGCUUCUAAAUCAGUUGCCUUACCAGAUGCCGCUCGCUGACGGGACACGGAGGUCUAAGCCCAUUUUUAAUCGAGCAUCAUCUCGAUUUUGGGCUGUCCUCAUCGGCAUCGACGCGUACAAGCGCAAUCCUUUACGAGGACGCGUAUCCGACGCUCUAUUAAUAAAGAGCUACUUAACCAACGACCUUGGCGUGCCAGAAAACCGUAUCCAAUGUCUCCUCGGCUCCACAUAUCCAGACCCUGAUGAUCCCAAGUCGAUGCCUUCCCGCGCCAACAUUUUAGAUACGCUCUACGGUCUUGCUAACAACCCUGAAAUUAAGCGAGGCGACAGUAUUAUCGUCUACUUCUCUGGGGCAGGUUGUUACUAUCGCUGCUCAGAGCAUCUUUAUACAGUGAAAUGCCCCAGCGGUUUCUGCCCCACCGAAGUUCUGUGGCCCAUCGAUCGCAAUACCCGGGAUGCUGACGGAAACUGGAUACCUGACAUCAGCGACCGAGAGCUCAACAGUCUUUUUGCAUGGAUAUGUCGUGCUAAGGGGCAUAAAAUCACAUUCAUUGUAGACUCCGGUUACAGCGGUGCCAUGAACAGGGGACAGCAACCAAGAAUAUGCAGCACGACCUUCAAGUUGACAUCUAAUGCUUUCCUCGAGAGCAUAUUACAUGCUGCAGAUGAAAGAUGGAAACAUUUCCUUGGCUAUCAAUCAGUAUUAUCGAAGGAUUGGCGGCCAGAUACGGACUCUCACGUAAUUCUGGCAGCAUGUCGGUCUUUAGAGAUGUACGGAAGGAAUGGAUACAGCAGGAUCUUUACCGAGAUACUCCUUCGUGUUUUGAGGUCGACUGGCUGGAAGAAGGAAAUGACGUAUGAUGAUCUCGUCAAUCUUAUGAGUCAGUCACUUUCGGCACGAUUUUCAUUAGUUCCAUUUCCGCGCGUUUCCGGGAAACGAAUGAAGGAGCGCCUUUGGUAUUAGGGUGAUUACCAUACACUGUGGUAGUCGUAAUCAUGUAUAACAGUAGCUUGGUUUGAAUAUAUUCUAUUAUCAAUAAAUAUGGAGACAAUCAGCAGCUCGUCGAGCAUUUCCGGUCCGUGAGACGUAUUCUCGAUUGGAUUAUCCUCCAGUGAAAUAUCGCACGUCAUAGCUUCCCCCCUCCGCCAUAAGAGGAAAAGCCCACCUUUCUGCCGUA